CAGCGCUGGUGGUGGACUGGAGCGCACAGCGGAGAGGAUCCAGCGGGGGAACAAACAACAAAUGUCAAUUCUCUUAAUCAAGACUGCAGCUUGAAAAUAUCUCUCAGCAAUGGACGUAAGAGACGGAGUGGCAGUGUGGGAAGCUCUAGCGAGCCGGGAAUCGUGUUCCAGAGACGCAGCCAUGGAGCACGUUGUGCAGGAGGUAAUAAAGAAGGUGGAGAGCAUAGGGCCCAUCCCGAAGACUCCUACUUCCCCAUCAGAAUCAUCAAGACUGGCUCAUGGGAUAGCCAGAGAUCUCAACUGUAUCCUGGCACGCGUCCUUAUGCUGUCCAAGAGGUGUCCGUACGAGGACGUGAAGAAGAGAUGUGUCUGUCUGCUCCGCAACGUUCAGGACAUGGGCGUGCGGAUUCCCAGGCCAAUUGGAAACGGACCAAGUGUAUUCAUCCCAGAGAAAGAGAUCCUUAAAGUCAGCAAACUGGAUACUAGAACGCAGUCCAUAUUCGAAGACGCCUUUUCCCUCGGGCGUCUAGACAACAUCUGCCUGGUGAUGGGCUUCCAUCCUCAGUACCUCGACUGCUUCCUGAGGACACAGCAUUACCUGCUUCAAAUGGACGGACCCUUAUCACGGCACUACAGGCAUUACAUAGGCAUAAUGGCUGCAGCCAGGCACCAGUGUUCAUACUUGGUCAACCUGCACGUGAAUGAUUUUCUGCAAGUUGGCGGAGACCCAAAGUGGCUGAACGGACUAGAAGGAGCACCGCAAAAGCUGAGAGCACUGGGAGAGCUCAACAAGAUCUUGGCUCACCGGCCAUGGCUGCUCACAAAAACACACAUCAAGAAUCUACUGAAGGCAGAGGAGCACAGCUGGUCUUUAGCCGAGCUGAUCCAUGCCGUGGUGCUGCUCACACACUACCAUUCACUGGCGUCGUUCACCUUCGGCUGUGGGAUCACGCCAGACAUCCACGUCGAAGGCGGACACACUUUCAGACCCCCCUCACUCGGCGGCUACUGCGUGUGCGAUAUCGCCAACGGCAACGGUUCUCUGGAUGACAUGGUGGGAAAUCACCAGGACACAGAUGAGGCCGGCGAAGUUGAAGUGCUGAUGGAGAGAAUGAAGCAACUGCAGGAAUGUCGUGAUGAAGAAGAGGCCAGUCAGGAGGAGAUGACCACACGUUUUGAGAGGGAGAAGAGCGAGAGCAUGCUUGUAGCCACAGCAGAAGACGAGGAAUGUGUGCCAACCAGAAACGUCUCAAGGCGCUUCGAGGACCCCAGCUACGGCUACCAAGACUUCUCCCGGCGAGGAGAACAUGUGCCCACGUUCAGAGUGCAGGACUACAACUGGGAGGACCACGGCUACUCCCUGGUGAACCGGCUGUACCCAGACGUCGGCCAGCUGCUGGACGAAAAGUUCCAGAUCGCAUACAAUCUGACCUACAACACAAUGGCCACACACGAGGGCGUAGACACCUCCAUGCUUCGGCGAGCCAUCUGGAAUUACAUUCACUGCAUGUUCGGCAUCAGGUAUGACGAUUAUGAUUACGGGGAGAUCAACGAGCUGCUGGACCGCAGCUUUAAAGUUUAUAUCAAGACUAUGGUGUGCAGUCCAGAGAAAACAACCAAGAGGAUGUAUGAGAGUUUCUGGAGGCAGUUUCAGCACUCUGAAAAGGUCCAUGUUAAUUUGCUUCUUAUGGAAGCGCGAAUGCAAGCAGAACUGCUCUACGCUCUAAGAGCUAUCACUCGCUACAUGACAUGAAGUGCUAUCACUAGUUCUCUUAGUGUUUUUUACUGUCCUUGUUGUUGCUUUUUUGUGGGACACUUCAAUAAAAAGUUAAAACAACAUAAAAAAAAGAGGAAAAAAAAAUAAACUAUCGGAACUGUCGGAGCGGUUGGGGCGACUUGGGAUCAAUCAAGGAGUCGCAGGACCCCACUGGACAGAACGUGAAAAGAAAUCGCGUGGCAAGCAGCCACCAAAGCCCACCAGCAGGGGGCGUGUUUGCAAUCCCCUUGUAAUGGGAUAGCCUGAGACUUGAGACUCGCGAGCUUAUUAGGAGGGCUAGUCCUCCCUGUAGUGUUUUCUAAUGACCGCAUCAUGUGUUGAGCUUAGCAGGAUGGAAAGGAGAACCCAUUCCAACGACUCCACACAGUACGGGUGCGGACGCAGUGCACUACCUUUGCCUUUUCUACUCUUACUGUUCGUUUCGACGUCGUAGCGGGGUGACCGCGGAGGACGGAGCAUUAGUGAAGCUACAUAAAAGUGUGCGCCUAGUCACGCUCGGCACUGGAGCGCAACACGAGAGGUGCUGUCCGUUAUUGCUGCUUUUUUUUCUCGACACCCAAACCAUUACUCAUUUUAUAAGCUAACUUGUCAGAGAGGAGGUGACGGAGUGAGAAGUCAAACGUGUGAGUGAAUGAAUGUGAGAGAAAGUGUGUGAAAUGAAGAGAGAGAGGGCUCAGACAGCUUUUUCUGUUGAAUCUCUCUCUGUUUCGGUUUACUGUAUGUUACCACUUCUCUACUUACCAAUGUGUGUUAUGGAAAUUCUAUAAACAUUAAACAAAAAAAAAAAACAGUUUGGUAUUUCAGGCAUAGAAUAUCAAGGCACUUUUUCUGAAAUACCAAAAUAUGCUUCAGCUCUAAUGUAGCGUUUUAAGUUUGUGACCGUUUCCUUAAUCUUUUUUUUUUUUUUUUUUUGUUCGAGUGUUUGAUUUUAAGGAUAAAAAGCAGUCUUCCUACUGUGACGUGCUUCCUGUUGCUCUGAACCUGAUUCCCCAAACCCCUUACCCAUCUUCCCUAUACACGGUCAUCUUACUUCAAAUUUUUUUUUCCAUCGUAUUGUCAAUAUAAGUAUUGCCAAUAUAAUAAAAUACCUCUUAUUAUGAAUCCUUAAGUAUCUACUUGCUCCUCUGUGAGCAGGAUUUUAUCUCUACAGCUUGGCAUAGACUAAAAGUCAGGCUUCAACACUGCUUGUUUUUGUUUGUUUUGUUUCUUGUUCUCGAGCAGCUUUUCUGUAUAUUUUAAGCCCCGACUAGAUUCUCUGCUAAGUGUUUACUAAAACUAAUCAAGUUUUGCAUAUCUGUCAGAGGCUGGGAAAAAUGGGUGUGGAGAAACUGAAAACGGGAAAAAAAUGAGGGAUGGUACACGUUUUGUAUCAAUUAGACUGAUGUCAGAUACUGACGCUUUUAUAAGAAAGUCUUUGACCAAAAAAUAAAUAAACGUUUAAUCAUGUUGUAUAAUAAUGUUUUAGUAUUUUUUAUGCUGGUGGCAUCAAAGCAAUCAUCGGCACGUCGUGACAACUGACCAAUCCGACUGUAUUUAAUCAUUCUUUGAAAUACCUCUAAAGGCCAUCACAGUAACACAAAACAAUACACAGCAUGGUGUAUUACCCUGGUCAGGGUGGCAUUAGGUCCAGAAUACCACCUGGAAAUGGUGACGAUGCAAAUCAGAGGAACACAUUCACACCUAGACCCACAUUUAGAGCCAAGUUAGAAAAUCUGCUCCACAUAAAUUAUAUAAUAAUAUAUUUUGAGUGGUUGGAGGAAACAAGACUCACAGACUGGCCAGAAAUGAGAUUCAAACCCAGGUCCUCGGGACCCAUUUUGCUUUGCCACACUGUGUCGUCAUGCCCAAGUUACCUAAAUGAAGUAAGAUAAUGAACUAAAUUAAAUGUCUCACUUGAGUCUGUGUGUUCCCAGUGUAAAGUCUGGCUGCCCACUAGUUCAGCUACUAGUAAGGUUGUGUUUCAAACUGCAAAUCUGAUACUACAAUUUGUCCAUUUAAUGCAAUGCCAUUGUCUUUAUUAUUGUCACAGGGUUACACCCACAAUUUGUGUCACUCAUAUCGUAAAACCAGUAAAUGAUCAGGGUAUUGGAACUAAAUGCAUAUCACAGAACAGGGCAGCGGUAGCUCAGGGGUUAAAGUACAGGUCUAAUAACUUGAAGGUCACUGGUUUAAGCCCCACAUGUGCCAGGUCGCCACUGUUGGGCCCCUGAGCAAUGCCCUUAACCCUCAAAUGUAAGUUGCUCAAAUGUAAUGCUCUCAUUUCCUACUAUGCAGCAGUAAGUCCACCCUUAGAGAGAAUCCAACUAAAUCACCUUGUUGAUUUGGAACAUUUCAUUUUCAGAACUUUUGUUCAUAUAUUUACAAUGUCUAACAAACCCUAUCAUGCUGUUCUUGAUUAUCACUAACAUGAUUAUUAAUCCUGAAUGUAUACUCUUGACAGAUCUGUGGUUCAGUGUUGUUCUAGCUGAUUGUACAGAUGGUACCAGUGAAGUGUUAUUGUUAAGCUAAAUGGAUUGUAUGAGUCUGGGGGUUGGAGGGAAGGCCAUUUUUUACCCGCUAUGUUGUAACUUUAAAAUGAGAUUCUAACUCUUGUCUGUCCUUGUGUUACUUCUGUUUUUUUCUCGUCUCUUUAAUAAAGCGUUCGUGAUAAUUGCA
Molecule: messenger RNA, 4432 nt
Organism: Trichomycterus rosablanca
Lineage: Eukaryota; Metazoa; Chordata; Actinopteri; Siluriformes; Trichomycteridae
Gene: sesn1
Product: sestrin 1
Exons: 11
Coding region: 110-1753 (547 amino acids)
Biological process (GO): cellular response to leucine starvation; cellular response to L-leucine; regulation of response to reactive oxygen species
Cellular component (GO): nucleus
Molecular function (GO): L-leucine binding; oxidoreductase activity, acting on peroxide as acceptor
Source: RefSeq, a predicted model, not a curated record